Phycodurus eques (leafy seadragon) is the source of this 2674-nucleotide messenger RNA. It is a transcript of the gene lmbrd1, whose product is annotated as LMBR1 domain containing 1. Gene Ontology annotation, cellular component: vacuolar membrane. Lineage: Eukaryota; Metazoa; Chordata; Actinopteri; Syngnathiformes; Syngnathidae. The transcript is spliced from 17 exons. The coding region runs from base 25 to 1641 and encodes 538 amino acids. The record is from RefSeq and is a predicted model, not a curated record. Gene Ontology annotation, biological process: protein localization to vacuole.
GUUUUGUUAUUGAAGGAAGUGAAAAUGGCCGCUCAGUCUUUUCUCUCCGAGUCAGCUCUCGGUUGGUCUAUUUUCACCUUUAUACUUUUGGUCAUCCUUGCUUUCUGUUGGGUCUACAUCCGUAAAUUUCAAAGUCGCCAGGAGAGUGAAGUUGUUUCAACCAUCACAGCAAUAUGUGCACUGGCUAUUGCGUUGAUAACUUCAGCACUUCUUCCUGUGGAUAUAUUCCUCGUCUCCUUCAUGAAGUACCCAAAUGGCACCUAUAAGGAUUGGGCUAUAAACAAUGAGACAAGAGCACAGAUUGAAGAUACUGUCCUGUAUGGAUAUUACGCACUUUACUCCAUCAUCCUCUUCUGUGUGUUUCUGUGGAUACCUUUCGUUUAUUUCUACUAUGAAGAAAGAGAUGAUGACAAUGUCAACAAAUGCUCGCAAGUCAAAAACGCUGUGAAGUACACAAGUGGAUUUGUCAUUGUCUGUGUGGUGCUGCUAUUAAUUGGAGCAUUUGUUCCACUCGAGGCUCCACCACGACAGAAUGCCACGCAGUGGGAGAAAGUUCAAUACCUUUUUGAGGAGCUUGGCAGCGGUCAUGGCCUACCUGCUCUGGCUUUCUCCAUCAGCUCCUUAACAUUGAUUGGGAUGCUGGCAGUGAUCACCUACACAGCAUACGGUAUGUCUGUACUGCCUUUGAAUCUGAUAAAAGGCACACGGAGUGUGGCGUAUGAACGCUUGGAGAACACAGAAGACAUUGAUGAUGUCGAGCAUCAGAUCGAGAAGCUGAAAUCCAAGUGUCAAGAUGGACGCCCCUUGUCAUCACAGGACAGACACAACUUGCAGGAACUCGAAGGAAAGCUGCAGGUCCUACAACGAAGAGGGAGGCACCUGGAAAUUGCAGAGAGGAACUGCUGCAACAAAGUGGGCAGUGCUCUCAGACCUUUCAAGAUUAUACUUGGCAGUUUCUUCAUCCUGGUUGCUCUUCUGUUUUCUGUUGCACUGUUCAUUUCAAAUUUGGAUAAAGCUCUCCACUCUGCUGGCAUCAGCUCUGGGUUCAUAAUAUUUGGCACCAAUCUAACCAAUCCUUUGAAUGAACUUCUAUUAGCCUUACAGCCUGUUUUUCCAUUGGAUUACAUCCUGAUUACAGUCAUCACAAUGUAUUUUGUACUCACAUCCAUGGCGGGUAUUCGCAACAUGGGCAUCUGGUUCUUCUGGAUAAGGCUGUACAAAAUUAGACCUAAAAGAACCCGUCCCCAGGCUCUCCUCUUCCUCUGCAUGAUUUUGCUUUUGAUUGUGCUCCAUACCAGCUACAUGAUCUACAGUCUUGCCCCUCAGUACGUCAUGUAUGGCAGCCAGAAAUAUCUUAUACAGAGUCCUUCAUCAGGCCUUACGUCGGGGAACUCUUCAUUUGGCACCACCAGGGUCUGUGAUGCCAACGCGCCUGAGGAUCAGUGCAUUGUGACCAGGACAUAUCUUUUCCUCCAUAAGUUUUGGUUCUUCAGUACCAUCUACUACUUUGGAAACUGGGCCUUUAUUGGGGCUUUCCUCAUCGGCCUGGUGGUGUCAUGCUGCAGAGGGAAGAAAUCUGUGAUUGAAGGCGAGGUGGAGGCCGAUGACUCAGACGUCAGCGAUGAUGAAUAUGUGCACUGAGGUUCGGAGAUCUGCUCCUAGACAACGUGGCUGACAGUGUUGGGAUUCUAAGAACGUCCACCAAGGCAAUGUGCACAGACAACCUUAAGAAUUAAGGCAAAACUUACAUGCAAAUUACAUUUGACAUUUGCUGAGUACUUUCUAGAGCAGGGCUGCCCAAACGUUUGCAGCUCAAGACCCAAAGUUUGAUACCUUCUAAGUAUCCAAACAUAUUGCCAUAACCUCGAAAUAAACGAAUGAUAAAGACAAGAAUUACAUCAAAAUCAAAAAGCCAUUUGCCAAAAACAUUUAUGCCUGCUUCCAGUUUACAUUGUUUUACUCUGACAAUUGGCAACCCCCCAAAAAUUACCCAUCUUGCAUCCCAAUCCUCAGUUUAGAAAACCAUGCCCUAGACCCUUAAAAUGGCUGGCCAUCUGCUCUAAUAUUCCUUUUAGUUGGCUUUUGUGCGAGCUACUGUAUGAACCUAAAUUCAUGUUUUUUUAAUCUGCCAUUUAAAUUAAAUGCUGUACAUUACUAUUUCAUUUCCCGCUUGUUCCCACCCACCCUCUUUAAAUGUUCAAAUGACGUGUUACUGAACGUGUUUAGCUGACCCUUAAGUGUUUUCACAUCACAUUUCAUUCAAUGUUCUCAUGAAAAGGGUACAUAAGGGUUUGCUGUCUGUAUUGUAAGGACAUGGGAAAAAAAUAUAAUGAAUAAUCAGUUAGGUUUAUGAGAACCACUUCCAUUUUUUUUAAGUGCUUGUGACGGGCACAUCAUUUUUUUGCUAUUCUUGUUUCUAAUUAUUAUCAUUAUAUUAUUAAUUUCAAAGAGAGUACAACUUUCUGAUUUAAAGAUAGUUAUGCUAACUGAUUGGCACUAUGAAUAUAUAUAGGAGUUGUCUUUUUUUCAAAUAAUGGUGGUGCCUCAUGAAUAUAUAUUAGCCUGUUGUUCAUUGAGGUGCUGCAAUUGCCUGCUGUGAUGAGUGGUACCAAAUAACUUUAUGUCCGCUAUUGAAUGGUACAUGUAUUUAAAGAAAUAAAUAACUUCAAAUAUG